CAGCAGUUCAACGUCCCGUCAUCCAUGACAGUCUCGGGCAGAUAGAGGAAAUAUGGCAUUACCUUCGGGUCUUGACUCUCAGAUAUUUAUAAUUGGAUGCGGCAUUUCGGGAAUCGGUGCUGCUCAGAAAUUACUAAAACACGGUUUUAGUAAUGUACGCAUCAUAGAAGCGACUGCAAGAAGCGGUGGAAGAAUACGAACAGGCAGGCUGGGGUGGUCGGGCCUUCUCCACUGCAGUUCCCAAACUUUGGAACAGCCUGCCCUUUCAUGUGAUAACAUUGUAGAGAUCGGUGCUAACUGGAUCCAUGGCCCAUCAAAGGAGAACCCAGUGUUUCGCUUGGCAUGUGACUACCAACUCCUUGACAAAGAGUCAAUGUCUGAAGAAAACCAGGCGAUUGACAUGGGUGGACAUCCACUAUUUGUUCCCAACUGGUUUACCAGUUCAGGUCGGAAACUGAGGCCUGAGACGAUGGCGCCAGCAGUGGAGUUUUUCAUGAAAUUACUGGAAAGAAGUCAGCAGUUCUAUGAAAGUGGUGGAGAGCCUCUACCAAGUGUUGGAGAGUUUCUCAAGGCAGAAGCAGAACGGCUGGCUCCAGAGGAGUGGAAGGAAGACCAGGCUAACAUAAAGAUACGAAUGGCCAUGAUAAACACACUGCUAAAGGUGGAGUGCUGUGUCAGUGGAACACAUACAAUGGAUGAUGUGGGCUUGGGAGCCUUUGGCAUGUACAAGACACUUCCAGGACUGGACUGCACUUUCCCAGGGGGUUAUGAAAGUUUAAUUGAUCACAUGAUGAAGGAACUUCCCAAGGACAUAGUCUUGUACAAUAAGCCAGUAAAGUGCAUUCACUGGAACUACACAAAAAAUGGACCAGACACUAAAGGAACGUCAUUCCCUGUUACAAUUGAAUGUCUUGAUGGAAAGACAUUUGCAGCAGACCAUGUCAUUGUCACGGUCCCUUUGGGAUACCUGAAGAAGCACCAGGACACUUUUCUGAGCCCUUCUCUUCCACAGCACAAACUGCACUCCAUUCAGAGAAUGGGCUUUGGGACCAACAACAAGAUCUUUCUGGAGUUUGAGCAGCCUUUCUGGGAGGAAGACUGUGAAUUGAUCUACCUUGUAUGGGAGGAUGAGACCGAUCUUGCAGAUGUUGUUUCUGAUGUAAAGAUGUCCUGGAUUAGAAAGUUGUUUGGGUUCACUGUGCUGAAGCCCGCUGAGAGAUUUGGAAACGUCCUCUGUGGUUGGAUAGCGGGGCAUGAAUCUGAAUACAUGGAAACUCUUUCUGAAUUUGAAGUGCUGCAAAGUGUCACACAGCUCCUUCGCAAAUUUACAGGAAAUCCAACUAUUGCACCAAGAAAGCUCCUGAGGUCGCAGUGGUUCCAUAAUCCUUAUUCCUUUGGAUCUUACACCUAUGUGGCCAAAGGUUGCUCAGGAUAUGACAUAGAUAACCUUGCUAAACCCCUACCUUUGAAAGACUCAAAUGCUAAGCCUUUGCAGGUGUUAUUUGCAGGAGAGGCCACACACAGGUCUUUCUUCUCUACAGUGCAUGGAGCAUUGUUAACUGGCUGGAGAGAAGCAGAGCGUCUUGUAUCUCUCUACACUCCUGCAUCAGGGUCACUUUCAUCUAAGCUGUGAAAAUGGCUGUGAUGUUCUAAAAAUAAGAGCUGAAAAGCUUGACGCCAGUGAUAAUUACACUAUGUAACACAGUUUUUGUUCCUGGGUAGUAAGUGUUAUUUCCUAAUUGCUUAUGCCUCAAAAGUAUAGAAAAUGGCUAUUAUUCCCCACAAACUUGCUUUUGUGACCAGGACAGUGAUAUUUUGAAAUUUACCUAUUUCCAUUGAGAAAACAGGUGAAUGUGUGUCUUUUUGUUCAAAUAAAGUCAGAAAAACAACAUAUGAAUCUAAAUUAACAUGUAGUUAUACUAAAGUAAUACAAAAAUGACAAUAAAAGAUUUAGGAGUAGUAUUUCGAGAUUUACGAUUAUACUGUAAAUCACUUUCACGAAUCAGCCCACAAAUGUACUCAUCAUCCUUCAAGGCAUCCAGCAAGUUCUUGAUGCUGUUGUAAUCCUCUUUGAGGUGCACCGAGUCAGCCAGGGGAAGAGACGGGUACUUGUUACCAUUAUGGAGCAGCAUGGCUUUGAGGCUCCUGGAUGAGCUGUCAUUGAAGAGGCGCCACUCAUUCUGGUUACAGGCGAUUCCGAUUGCCUCGAACAGACUGACACAUUGUGGCAGAAGCAGAGCCAAUCUUGAUGGGUGAAGAAGCUGGAAAAAAGGUUGGUGACGCUUCCUCUGAUCUGCGACUUGCACACUUUCAUCCAACAAGUUCCACUGCUUGAGCCUAGACGUCAAAAGCUCGGCGUUGGACUUGGUGAGACAAAGUUCUCGAAUCAACUCGUUGAGGUCUUUUUGGUUAGGGUAGUAUGGGUUUCUCUCUUCAGCUCCACCUCUGAAAUUGUCAUCUGGAUCUACAACGUCUUCCUCGCUCUCUGACUUGCUGCUCUCUUCUAAAGACAGCUGCUCUCUCUCCUGAGGAGUGGGUACGGGACGAUGGAUGAAGGAAGGUCCGGAUACGUGGUAGCAGGUGCAUUCUUGCCAGCCCGACGUUUGGAAGGGUCCACCAUGCAGAAGUAGCAGUUGCUUGAGUGGUCCGUGGGUUCCCGCAAAAUUCUUGGGAUAGCGAGCUUCAUGACUCUCUUUCCCCUCUGCACCAUCCAACAAAAAACAUUUAUUUCACCCAUGACUAAUGUGUAAGACAUUUUUCAUAUAUGAUAUAUUUUUUCAAUAACAUUGAAAAUUGUAAAACAUUUUAAAAUUAAAAACUUUUACAAUUUUAAAAAUUAACACAUUUUAUAAUAAAAUUCCGAGCAACAAUUAUCCAUCUUACCUUACAGAGUUUUGUUGCAGUGCUCGCAGGUGAAAUGAGGUGCCCAGGGUUUGUCUUGAUCCCCAACAGGCAUGCCGAAAUAUGCCUUGUAGGCCUCACACAUCUUAGCAGAUGCUUCCACGGAGUACUUUUUCACACUUGUCUUGAUAAAUUGGCCACAAACAUAGCAAAAUGUGUCUGCCGGAUGCUUGCAGCCUCUUGAUGCCAUCUCAGAAAAUGUAUCCACUUAGGCAGCUGGAACUAUACUGAACUGGUGGGCUUAAGGCCCCUGUAUUUAUACUACUAUUUAUAUUACUUGAAAGUUCUAGAAGUUACUCCAAGUUUACUCAGCACUGAAUCUAUCUGGAAUGUUCUGGAAAAUAGGUAAAUUUCAAAAUAUCACUGUCCUGGUCACGGAGGCAAAGUUUGUGGGGAGUAAUAGCCAUUUUCUAUACUUUUGAGGCAUAAGCAAUUGGGAAGUAAUACUUACUACCCAGGAACCAAAAAAAAAAAAAAAAAGAAUUUGUUACAUGGUGUUAUUAGAUCCAAUGGGUUUUGUGCCUAAAAAAAUAAAUAAAAAGGAAAAUCUGAAUGUAAUGACUGUAAAUUACUUAAGGCCUCAUGAUUGUGUUGCAUGCAAAAUGUGUAGGCCUACCAUGCCAUCCACUUUCAUGUCAACUCAUUCAAAAAAAAAAAAAAAUUAAUUAGGUAUAUCAGAAUUUCAGUGUUUGACUAAAUGCCUACACUUUGCACAGAUGUUAAUUGUUUUGUGAUCUGUAAAUAAAUUUUAUUAAACAUAUUUUCUUACAA
Messenger RNA from Myxocyprinus asiaticus (Chinese sucker), 3672 nucleotides. It is a transcript of the gene paox, whose product is annotated as polyamine oxidase. The coding region runs from base 53 to 1633 and encodes 526 amino acids. The record is from RefSeq and is a predicted model, not a curated record. NCBI's taxonomy places the organism in Eukaryota, Metazoa, Chordata, Actinopteri, Cypriniformes, Catostomidae. Gene Ontology annotation, molecular function: polyamine oxidase activity. The transcript is spliced from 8 exons.